AAAUAAAUAAAAUUGUAGUGGUUUUCUUGAAGGAUCUGUAGCAAAACUGGUUCUUUGGUACCCUUUGACACCACAAAUAAUCCAGGUUCAAACCUCAGUGACACCAUAUUUUGUUAAUUUUUUGAAAUUCAGAUAUAUCUGACCCCAGUAAAGUCAAGUUCUGGGACCGCCACUGGUCAGUGUGUGGUCCGUUUUUCAAAACAUUGGAAAAAGUUUAGCUAGGCAUAUCAUGUGUUUGUAUGUCUACUAUGCUAGACUCGCACGUACUUGUAUAUAUUCGAUACUAUGAACUCGGCAUGAGAUCCACUUGUAUUGAAAUUUUAUGCAAUAGGAUGUUAAAGCAUAUUAUAGACUAAUCGGAGUCCUUCGCGUUGGUUUUAAAGUCGGUCAUGCAUGUUGGGUUCAUAUGUAAUGAUGAUAUGAAAAGGAUAAAUAUAACGGCCGGUAAAGAAGAAGAUACAAAAUCACCAUAAUGUGUGAAAACUGAACCCAUUAACGACAAUAAAUAAACAUGUUCAACUAAAAGGUUUUAAAGAAUCAAAUCCAGUAAUAAUUAAAUCUCCCAUUUUCAAAAAAUAUAAAAUAAUUAAAUCUCCCAAAACCAAAACAUGAAAAACACCACACAUGCAUACAGGUAACGAUGCACUCGUUUUUUAGUCUUUGUAUUAACAAUAAAAUCACCAGCCCAACAUUCCGACCCUUAGGUGCAGACCAUAAAAAUCUUGUGGGUUCAUAUAUGUCUGACCCUAGCGAAACGAUGUACGUUUUCUUUCAACUCUUGUCAUCGAUUUAGUUGUUAUCUGAUGAUAUUUUCGUUUUGAUGACUAAAUAUAAGAGUAGAUUGAUUACAUAUGUUCUUUUAUAAGGUUCUUUUUUUUAUUAUAUAUAAUAACAUAUCAACAAAUGUGUUUAACUAAAAGUACAAAAGAUUUUUUUCCUAUAGAGAUAAAGAUUACCUCCACAUGUUUUCCUAUAAACAGCAAAUUAAUAACUAUUAUGCAAGAUUUGUUUACAUAUUAGUAAUUAUUAUGUUUGGACUGGAAAGAUUCCGAAAUAAUAUGAUGCCUAUAUUAGCACUUAAAAUUGUACUUUCCAUUUAAAUUUUAUUUAUAAGAUUAUGAAUAUUUGCACACGGAUUUAAAUAAAACAUCAAAUCGGUAGAGUUUCAAAAAAUUGAUUAGGUUGUAAACCAUAAACACUAAUUAAAUUACAUACUAACUAAACUGAAAUUAAAUUUGCACCCAAAACCAAUUAUUUUAAAGAGUUUGAGAUAAUAAAAUUGGAUCUGUUUAACCAAUAAAAAAAUUGGGUAUAAUAAUUAAAUGGGCCAAGAAUGAUUUUUCUUAUGUUUCUCCAUUUCUCCAGAUUAUAAAACAUUAAAAUCCCUAAAAAAAGGCGCAAAGGUAAACAAAAGUGGCUGUGAAAAGGAUAAACAAAAAAAGUUACAGAAGACCUCACGACUCAAAGGUAUGAUUUCUUCUCCCUCUUUUUAUCUUCUUUGAAUUGAAGCAUCUUACUGAUAAAUGCCUAAACCUUUUAAUAAGCUUCGAUGGUUCGUACCAUCUAAUUUCUCGUAUCAAAUUGUCCAUUUAGAUUAGAUUCUAUCCAGCUAUGGCACUAGGUUAUGCCUUUGUUGUACAUCCACUAACACUUGCUUUCUCAUAUCGUGAGGAGGGAAGAAAACACUGAUAUUAUACAAAUCGUUGCGUGGAUAAUUUUUUCCUUGUUGUGAUUACUCGGCCUUCGUAGUUGGUAACGAAACUCGUGAGUUGUUUCAUGUUCUUGAUAUCAAAUUAUCAAUCAUUUGUAUGUUAGUACAUCUUAUUGUACACUUCUAUUAGACUAUUACAUCAAACUCCUACGUCUAUGAUUAUACAAAAACUAGCAACUUCGUGAUGAUGAACUUUGCUAUUUAUUUACUGGGGUUUGAACAUGAUAAGAAGAUUCUGAUGGAAAUUAGGUGGCUAGUGAAAAGAAAAAUUAACUUGUAUGAUUGUUAUAUAUACAUAUGACUGUUUACUUUUUUUCUGUCUAGAUACUAUAACAACAAGAUGAAUAAUGAAGAUCGAUGGGAAGUUUUAGAAAACUCCACUGAAGAAGUAACAACAUAUGUGGAACCCAUGUCUCCUCUCUCUAGACGAGACAGUGGAUUCAUUGCACUCUCUCCACUCUGUGACCACUACAACAAUCAGAUGAGGAUUGAUUCUCCUACAACUUGUUCAGAUGAAGAAAUCAUUGAGUCUCUGUAUCAAAACCUCUUUAGCAUUGUUCUCUGUCUUCAACUAGAGGAGUCUGGUAAUGAUGGUUCCAACACACACCUGUCUCCGCCUUGCCCUGGAGCUCCAUUGAAGCUUACAAGGUUUUCAAGAAACAUGGAUCCAGGAUUCCAAAGAAAGCUCUUCUAACAUUGGAGUUAACUUUAGUCUUGUUAUGUUGUUGCACAAAGAUCUUGUGGUAAUUUGUAUACUAUUUGUACUAAGUUGGAUUGUUUAUUUGAAAAAUGUCUUUUA
Brassica napus (rape) is the source of this 2510-nucleotide messenger RNA. Its product is annotated as cyclin-dependent protein kinase inhibitor SMR16. The record is from RefSeq and is a predicted model, not a curated record. The coding region runs from base 2052 to 2405 and encodes 117 amino acids. Lineage: Eukaryota; Viridiplantae; Streptophyta; Magnoliopsida; Brassicales; Brassicaceae. The transcript has a single exon.